AUGUCCGCUCGGACCAACUCCGCAUGCGCCGUUGUGCGUUCCCUUUCUAAGGCUGCCGUUGGUGGUAGCCGCUCCCCCGCCCUCCGGGGGGUUCUCCCCGCCACUACCCUUAUGAGGACCUAUUACUCUGGGCAAAAGAGACCAGAUGGUUCAGAACUUCCUAACGUUAGGAAAGCAGAAAGACUCCCGGUUGGACCUCUCUCAGCGCCAAUUGUAAACCCUGCUGACAAGUAUGCCUCUGCUGGUGAAUCGCUGCACGCAUAUGGGCGUUAUCUUAUCUCGUGCUUGCCAAAGCACAUUCAACAGUUUUCUGUCUGGAAAGACGAGCUUACAAUUUAUAUUGCCCCAACAUCUGUUCUUCCUGUGUUUGCCUUCUUAAAAAAUCACACUGCAGCCCAGUUCACUCAGGUUUCUGAUAUUACUGGUGUGGAUUAUCCUACAAGGAACAAUCGUUUUGAGGUCGUGUACAACCUCCUGUCUGUACACCACAAUUCUCGAAUUCGCGUCAAGACAUAUGCCGACGAAGCUACACCAGUUCCUUCAAUUUGCAGUCUCUACGAUGGUGCCAACUGGUAUGAACGUGAGGCGUAUGAUUUGUUUGGCAUUUUUUUCGUCGGACAUCCGGAUUUGAGGCGUAUUAUGACAGAUUACGGUUUCGAUGGACACCCUCUUAGGAAGGAUUUUCCAUUGACGGGAUACACUGAACUGCGGUACGACGAGGAGAAGAAGCGAAUCGUUGUGGAGCCCUUGGAGAUGACACAAGCUUUCAGGAACUUCCAAGGUGGCAGUAGUGUUUGGGAGCAGGUUGGAAGCGGUCGUGAUUAUAAACCCGAGUCGUUCAAACUCCCGACACCAGCUCCGGAACCGGAGAGUAAAGGUGAACAGAAGAAAUGA
Morchella importuna is the source of this 894-nucleotide messenger RNA. RefSeq lists its product as uncharacterized. NCBI's taxonomy places the organism in Eukaryota, Fungi, Ascomycota, Pezizomycetes, Pezizales, Morchellaceae. The coding region runs from base 1 to 894 and encodes 297 amino acids. Gene Ontology annotation, molecular function: NADH dehydrogenase (ubiquinone) activity. The transcript has 5 exons. The record is from RefSeq and is a predicted model, not a curated record.